AUGCUGCUGCUGUGGCUGCUGCUGUGGCUGCUGCUGUGGCUGCUGCUGUGGCUGUUGUUGUGGCUGCUGCUGUGGCUGCUUCCAAGUGGUAAUAAAAAAUGCAUUGUAAGCAUCGGGGGAGAGAUAUGCCACAACAUAACAUCCGGCGGUAGCUCAGUGGGUAGAGUCGACAAAAACUACGACGACGACGACACAACCACCGACGACAAUGAUUCAACUGCAGUCAAAACCUUUGAGAUGUGUAAGGUGUCUUGGAGUGAGCAGAUUAAAAACCUCAAUUCGACUACAACUGCUUUGCGGGAUAUUUACGGAAUGUUUAGAAGUUUGUCUGGGUUCGCAAGACUGAGACCGCUUGGAAAGGAAAAGAGAAACAGACGAUUUUUGAACGGCGCCACCAAAAAUGAGACAUUAAACUGUGCAAUCAACCAUCUGAAACUCAUCCUACAAGUCAUCGAGUUCGUAGAAGGAUCAAUCGAUACGGAGCUCUACAUCCGGUUCGAGAUUGUUCUACGCAAACUGUGCAAGUUCGUUCGCUAUUCAAACAAAUGUUUACCCGGUUUUGACGAUUGUCGGAUGGCCUGUAGAAUCGGUUCGAUGCCGGUUAAAAAACCGACACCGAAAUCGUUCCGACAAGCCGGUGGUUUUAAUGGUUACAGAAAUAUUCAGCGCAACAAACACGUCAAGAAAAUUAAUAAUAACAAAAAUACAAACAACAAUGAUGAUACUACUACUGCUACUACAACAACAACUACUACUACUACUAAUAAUAACUAUAUUAAUAAUAAUAAUAAAUUCAAUCCCAGCAACAUAAAUGACAUUAUCAACAAGAGCAACAACAUCAUCAACUACAUCGUUGCUAACAUCACCAAAAAAUUUUUCAACAUCAACAACAACAGCAGCAGCAACAUCAACAACAACAACAUCAACAACAACAACAUCAUCAACAACAACAACAAAGAUGUAAAAGUAGUAAGAAGACGAAGCAUCGAAAGAAGAAAGGAAAGAGACCACAAAUCAUAUAUAAAGGAUUUUUCACUGGACAAGAAAUGGCUGAAUAGAGACGGCUAUACAAAGUAUUGGCGAUUUGAAUUGCUUUCAAAAACUGAAAUUGUUUUUCGGCUUAUUAAUUCUUUAAUUAAUUAG
Messenger RNA from Helobdella robusta, 1143 nucleotides. RefSeq lists its product as hypothetical. The coding region runs from base 1 to 1143 and encodes 380 amino acids. Lineage: Eukaryota; Metazoa; Annelida; Clitellata; Rhynchobdellida; Glossiphoniidae. The transcript has 4 exons. The record is from RefSeq and is a predicted model, not a curated record.